UUGACGAUUCGCGACGGUAGACAGCGAUAGGGAUACUCGAAUAAUCGAAACCGAUCGAGAUUCGCGCUGGCGCGUAUUUGUAAAACGAACAAUCACGUUUGAGCAAUCCGAGCUCGUUCAGGAGACGAUAGAACACAGCGCGGUUAUGACAAGGUUGCAUUGAACAAUGUUUUUAGCGAGAAUCGUCAGAAAGUCCGCGGCGGCGUUAAGCAGGGUGAAACAGCAGCGUAAACUGUAUUCGUAUCAUGCCUCGUCCACGAGAAGCACGAUUCAUCCUACGAUCUUUGUGGGGGCUCUGCGAUUUUGCAGCGACAGCCCACCAAAGUGUUGGAACUGCGACUACAUGUGCAAGUCCGAGCUGUUCUGCUCUAAGUGCAAGGUGUUGCAGGAACUCCCGCAAAACUUGAGCUAUUUCGACAUCAUGGGGAUUAAGAGGGAUUACAACGUGGUGAAUGAAGAUAUUCACAAAAAGUACAGGGAGCUGCAAAAGAUACUGCACCCUGAUAAGUUCGGUAACAAAUCUGAGAAAGAAAAACAGAUCUCAGAGAAUCUGUCGUCUCUAAUAAAUAAGGCUUAUAGUACGUUGGCGCAUCCAUUAAAAAGAGGAUUGUAUAUGUUGCAAUUAAAAGGUAUAUCGAUACCAGAAGGCACUACCAACUUGAAUCCAGAAUUCCUCAUGGAGAUUAUGGAGCGUAACGAGGAAAUAGAAAAUGCAACAGGCGACAAAGACAAGAUCUCGAAACUGGCCAAAGAAUCCAGGGAACUGCUCGAUACAUUAUCAAAGCAAGUGGCAGAGGCAUUCAGUAAAGAAGAUAUCAAUGCGGCUACAACACUCUUGAUAAGAAUGAAAUAUUACAACACUAUAGACAACAGAUUGAAGAAGCUGAAACACGAUUUGGGUAUAGUAGAAUAAAUACAUUCCAACUCGUGCAAUGGAUAUUCAUUAUUGUAUAAAAAUUAUUUUCUAACACACGGUUGAUGAGAUGUUGGUCUUCGCAUAUUACAAGUACACUGCAUCAUACGUUAUAAUGUAUAUACAGAUUUCUAUCUAGAAUGGACCAAUUCUAGAACUUAUAUGUACAGUUAUAUAUAUUUCACUGAUCAGUGGAUAUAAUUAAUCGUAACAAAUAAACUAUUAAAAUUU
Ooceraea biroi (clonal raider ant) is the source of this 1144-nucleotide messenger RNA. RefSeq names its product iron-sulfur cluster co-chaperone protein HscB-like protein, mitochondrial (gene Hsc20). Gene Ontology annotation, molecular function: protein-folding chaperone binding; ATPase activator activity. Gene Ontology annotation, biological process: [2Fe-2S] cluster assembly; protein complex oligomerization. The record is from RefSeq and is a predicted model, not a curated record. Gene Ontology annotation, cellular component: mitochondrion. Lineage: Eukaryota; Metazoa; Arthropoda; Insecta; Hymenoptera; Formicidae.